Messenger RNA from Rotaria socialis, 819 nucleotides. The record is from the annotation of a GenBank genome assembly. Lineage: Eukaryota; Metazoa; Rotifera; Eurotatoria; Philodinida; Philodinidae.
AUGUCAGCACCUGAUUUUCCAGUUGUUUUUGUGACGCAUGGAGCUGGUCCAAUGAUGUUCUUUGAAUCACCAGCAUUUCCUGUUUUUGGUGAAAUCGAUAAAAACAGUCCAGCAGCUCAAUGGUUUCGUCAAUUAUCUCAACAAUUAGCUCUACCGUCAUUACCCAAAGCAAUUCUCGUCAUAACAGCACACUGGGAAACAUCAAAUACUAUACAUAUUAGUGCACAGGAAAAACAUACAGAACUUCUUUAUGAUUAUCAUGGGUUUCCAUCAGACGCUUACAAACUUAAAUAUAAUCCAUUAGGUGAUAUAAAUUUAGCUAAACGAGUUAAAACAUUACUUGAAGAAAUUGGCAUAUCUGCUAAACUUGAUGAUAAGAGAAAUUUUGAUCAUGGCGUUUUUAUUCCGCUCAAACUUAUUUAUCCAGAUGCAAAUAUUCCAGUUGUUUCGAUGUCUAUCCUACAAAGUUUGUCUCCAGAUCAACAUUUAGCUAUCGGCAAAGCUCUUGCACCAUUGAGAAAAGAGCAAAUAUUAAUUAUUGGAUCAGGUUCGUCUGUGCAUGGAUUUCAAGUAACUCAAACACAAGCAAAUGCAUUUAUGAAUGAAUUAACUAAAGCUCUUACACAAUAUGAUGAACAUGACCGUGAAAGAGUUUUACUUAAUUGGGAUAAAAUAUUACCUCAUGCACGAAUGAAUCAUCCACGUGAAGAACAUUUUAUACCUCUGCAUGUUGUUGUUGGUGCUGCAGGUUCAGAUCGCGGAGUAGUACUCAAUCCAAAUGUAGCAAGUGCACAAGCUUCUUUUAAAUUUGGUGUUUAG